AAAGUGCUGGUUUGAUUAGACCAAGACGCCAGAAACCAAGACAACAGUUAUUAAAUCACAAUGACAAUGAACAAGCGAGCGAAGAGGACAAUUCAGUGCUGCUGAAGUUGAUGGAGCAGGAAGAGAAGCGUAAAAAGAAGGAGAAGCUUCUGAAUAAAGAUGAUCCGCAUCUCGUCUUUGAAAUUACCAGUGAUGACGGGUUUUACACAAAAGCUGAUACCAUUACAGCGGCCUGGAGUCAAGUUCUUGACAAGGUGCAAGAAGCUAGAAACAGUCAGGGCAUGAAGUAUUUAUCAUUUGCUGGUAUUGAUGGCAUAAAGAUGAUAGGUGUUACCCAUGAUGCAUUGGUAUAUUUAAUUGAACAGCUCCGUGGUGCCAAAAACUGUCAAAACUAUAGGUUCAAAUACCAUAGACACAACAUACAACACGAUGAGGAACCUGUGGUCAAUCCCAGUGGUUGUGCCAGAGCGGAGGUCAUUGCCAGGAGGUCGAAAUUUGACAUGUUUAAUUUCUUAGCGUCCAAACACCGUAGUUUGGUUGUACGGACUGACAACAUGGAUGACGAGGAAGAAAUACAGCAUAAAUCGGCGAGACGAGCUACGAGUAUGGAUUUACCAAUGGCUAUGAGAUUUCGUCAUUUACAAAAAACAUCAAAGGAAGCGGUGGGCGUCUAUCGAUCUGGUAUACAUGGCCGUGGUUUAUUUUGCAAACGCCCAAUAGAUGCGGCCGAGAUGGUGAUUGAGUACGCUGGUAUGGUAAUACGAUCGUCGCUGACGGACAAGAGAGAGAAAUACUAUGAUAGCAAGGGCAUCGGGUGUUACAUGUUUCGUAUUGAUGAUUACGAUGUUGUGGACGCUACGAUGCAUGGCAACGCUGCAAGGUUUAUCAACCACUCUUGUGAGCCAAAUUGUUUUUCGCGUGUUAUCCAAGUUGACGGCAAAAAGCAUAUUGUUAUAUUCGCCAGCCGGAAGAUAAUGCCCGGUGAAGAGCUGACGUACGAUUACAAAUUCCCAUUUGAAGAAGAAAAGAUACCAUGCACGUGUGGUUCUAAGAAAUGCCGAAAACACUUGAACUGAUGCGAGGGCAACAGCACUGGAGGUUAAUGACAUAUAACCGCCACUCUUUGUCUGCGAGUUGUCGUUACCAGUAUCUACUUCAAGAGAAUGUAAGGUGGUACCUAUGGAGCUAGUCGGCUGCAGCGUGACAUUGGUGGAUUGUUUUAAGGAGACACCGUCACUUUAUCGACUGAUG
Saccoglossus kowalevskii is the source of this 1251-nucleotide messenger RNA. RefSeq lists its product as uncharacterized. Lineage: Eukaryota; Metazoa; Hemichordata; Enteropneusta; Harrimaniidae. The record is from RefSeq and is a predicted model, not a curated record. Gene Ontology annotation, molecular function: DNA binding; zinc ion binding; protein binding. Gene Ontology annotation, cellular component: nucleus; histone methyltransferase complex. Gene Ontology annotation, biological process: positive regulation of DNA-templated transcription.